Acaulospora colombiana is the source of this 309-nucleotide messenger RNA. NCBI's taxonomy places the organism in Eukaryota, Fungi, Glomeromycota, Glomeromycetes, Diversisporales, Acaulosporaceae. The record is from the annotation of a GenBank genome assembly.
AGGAUGACUAUAUCAACUCGACACAAGACCCAGACCUCUACUAUGUCGAUGGUGACACUCAUGGACAACAUGGGGAUUACAUCGUUGCACUCCUCCACUAUCUCUCUGGGGAUCGCGAAGAUGAGAAACCAGUCUCUAUUAGAGACUCGUCUUUCAAAAAGAGAUACAAUCAUCUAUACUUGAAGUGCAAAUACCAAGAACGUAGGGCAACCUCUGGGGCUCCCCCUGCAACGGUCGAGCCUUCAAUCCCAGUCCCGCCUUUAGGAGCGACCAAUAGCCUCAACCAUCCCAAGAGGGGCGCUAAGAAAG